This is a messenger RNA of Aureobasidium namibiae CBS 147.97, 771 nucleotides long. RefSeq lists its product as uncharacterized. The transcript has 2 exons. The record is from RefSeq and is a predicted model, not a curated record. NCBI's taxonomy places the organism in Eukaryota, Fungi, Ascomycota, Dothideomycetes, Dothideales, Saccotheciaceae. Bases 1 to 771 code for a protein of 256 amino acids.
AUGUCGGGCAUCGUGAGCACCAUCGAAGGCCUCGCCAGCACCAUGACUACCAAAGCCAUGUCCAUUCUCGACUCGGUCUUUCCGCCAGAGCGCCGCCAGGAGCUCUUGACCAAGCUCCAGCAGUUUGCCGUCAAGAACCCAAAGCUGUCGGCCUUCCUCCUGACCAACAUCGCCCUGACGGGCCCGCCCAUGUUCUUGUUCAUCCUAUUUACUCUUACCGUCUUCGUCUUCUCGCUCGUCGUCGCCUUGCUGGUCGGCCUGCUCGUCGCCAUUGGCUUCACCCUCUUCAUGGUCAUUGUCGCUCUGGUCAUACUUUUCCCCACCGUCUUCUUCACCACCCUUGCCGCAUGCUUCUUCUUCCUGUGGGGCAUGGGUGGAUACUACCUUCUCAAGUGGUUCAACAAGGGCGAGACACCCGCAGCACAAGGCGAUGCCAUCGGUGACAAGAUCAAUGCGCUCACUGGCGGAAGACUCGACUUCAUCAUGGGCGGCGCACGUCAGGAAUACCCAGACCACUCUGGUCAGAACGCCAAGGACGACGCAAGCCCAAAGCAGAAUGGCAACAAGCCCAGGAAGCUACAAGGCGCAAAGUCCAGCGGAGUCGACUUUGGCGAGCAAGCAGACUCGAUCAGGAAGAAUGCAAACGUCGGCAAUGUCACCAAGCAAGCCAAGCUGGAAGAUGUGACCAAGCAGGCUGGGGUUGAUGGAGUUGCCAAAAAGACGGACGGAGUGACGGGCACGGCUAAAGGCCUGGCUGGAGGCCUUGUGUAG